Messenger RNA from Tachysurus vachellii, 8253 nucleotides. RefSeq lists its product as uncharacterized. Lineage: Eukaryota; Metazoa; Chordata; Actinopteri; Siluriformes; Bagridae. The transcript has 20 exons. The coding region runs from base 338 to 3733 and encodes 1131 amino acids. The record is from RefSeq and is a predicted model, not a curated record.
CCAGACUAGCUUCGGGAAGAGCGCCUGAAUUAGCAUCUGUGUUAAAACGACCAAGCGCGUUUUACAUUUAUAUUUCCGUUCCGUUGUAAACCCUUUCCUUUGUGUUUUCGGCUUAUUGUAGCGAUUCUGAUUUUGAACGCGUUUGCUUCAUUACCUGCGCGCUAAUUAUUUUGACAACUGUACUAAAAUAUCUCUAUACAAGAAACAGGAAAGCGAAACUCAGUGAAUACCUGGCAACCCUAGGCGUUAACUUCAGUUGUCGGGUGCCACACUGACAGUUCUUCAGUUCCCUACUAUUACUUACUUAUUUGUACAUUUUAUGUGACUUUGGAGCUUAAUGGAUUCCUACAAACGCUUCAAUGACGAUAAUUACAAACACUGGCUGCAGGCUGCUGAGAGUCUGUACAUACUGAGGAGCCACAUUCAGGAGUUUGUGGAAAACGAAACCGAAACCUAUCACAAGUCUCUUCUGGGAAAGUUAAAGGAUCAAGUUUGUGAAUCAAAAUGUAGUCUCCUUAAAUGCUCCCUAAAACUAAAGAAGUUUCCAAUUUGUGAUAAGUGUCAGCUGUGGAAAAAUGCGAUCUUGGACAAUCAUAAUCAUAAGGGUAUUGACAUUCCCUGGAAUAACUGCCAGCCACAUCUGUGGCCUACAGACAAAUGGGAAGUGGCCAAGGUUUAUAUGAUACGUGGAGUAAAAAGUCAUCGCAGUUUUGAUCAGUUUGACAUUUCCUCCAUUCUGAACUUAAUGUAUCACUGCAAGUACUUUACAUCCUUUACAUCAGGCCAGAAUCUAACCAAGGUCAUCAGUGUGAGAAACAAGGUGAUGCAUUCCCCUGACUUCAGUUUAAGCAAAAAGGAGAUGACUGAAAGUAUAAACAGUGUUCUAGAGCUGGCUAAGAGUCUUGAGAAACAUGCACCUGGAUUAAAAACCAUAUCAGAAAAGAUACAGAAGUUCAAGAGCAUUUUGAAGAGAUGUAGUAGGCAGGUUUCAGAGUGUACAGAAGACAGCAAGAAUGAAAGUCUAAAGCUGCUAGACAGAGAGCAACAUGCCCUGAAGGAGAAGAUUGAGUUCCUGGCCCAGUGCUAUGAAGAUGAUCAAGGCACAGAGCUCAAAGAAGAGCUGCAGGGCAUGAAGAACUUUCUGGAACAAAACAAAGAUUUGCUGGAGAACUUGGGCCCUCAAAUGAACCGGUUCAAUGAAAUCCAUGAGAAGGUGAAAGAGCAUGAGAAGGAAAUCAACAAACUGAACACGCAAGUGGACUUCCUGCUAAACUUUUCACCUGACCCAACGUUCACUGGAGAUGCAUAUAAAUAUAAGAAUCAUGUGUUUGAAGAGGCUCGAAGAAGGAACAUGGCAGAACCUGAAUUUAUGGAAGAAAGUGAAGCUAGUGGUUACAGGGGUAUUGUGACUGUGAAUGGGCGUACAUUUAGAGGUUUGCAGGUUUGUCAAAAUAAAAAAAACUCCCACCAAGAGGUUGCUAAGAUAGCCCUGGAGUACAUGAAAUCCCACCCUGAUUGGAAAGAAGAGACAGUUGAAACCUUAUCAUCAAUAUCCUCAUCUACAGCAUCGUCAACAAGCAACACAUAUUAUGGUAUUGUGACUGUGGAUCUUAAAAAACAAGAGGUUGUGUCUGAUGGUUGUGAUCAUGAGCAGGAAGCUACUGAAUCAGCUUACAGGAAACUAGCCUGUCAGUUUGGCCUGAGGUCUCUUGAUGCAGGCAAUACUUUUAGGACAGCUGUCCUGGAGCAUUUUCAGAGGUGUAAUUUCCCGACCCCAUUCGAACUACCAGUUCACCAAGAGGAUAAGUUCUUUUGCAAACUACAGAUCAGUGGGCGUUUCACCUUUUACGACAAAGAUGGUUCCUCAAAGAAGAAACAGGCAGAACAGCAGGCAGCUAAAGUGGCCCUGCAGAAUUUGUCAAUGAUUCUUAAUCGUAGGUCUCUGGAUAAUGCUGGUGAAAACUGGAAAGGAUUUCUGAAGGAAAGUCUAGAUGCUCUUGGUCUGCCGCAACCAGAGUAUAAUUUUGCAAAUAAAAAAAAAGACAUUGGUGAAGAAGUCGAGGGAGCCACUCCUAAUGAAGACAAUUCAGAAAAAUCUGCUACAAAGAUAAUUACCAAGAAUGAUAGCCUUCAAGCAAUGAACAGUGACAGUGUGGUCUUGGAUCUGCCUAAAGCCGACACAGUCAGUGCUGUUGACAAUGAGGAGACAGAACCACUGGACUCCAGUCCUCCAGAGAUGUCCGGUGAAGCCACUGAAGUGAAUUCUUCAGCCAUAGUCUUUUUCGGUGCUGUGACUGUGGCCCUCAACAACCAAGAGGUUGUGUCUGAUGUGUGUGUUCAAGACGAGGAAGCCACUGAAUCAGCUUACAAGAAACUAGCCUGCCAGUUGGGACUGAAUUCACUUGAAGGUAAAAGAGCAGUGCUGGAGCACUUUCAAAGACAUAAUUUCCCACCACCACUGGAAUGCUCAGAUUGCAAAGACAAUAAGUUCUUCUGCAAACUCCUGCUCACUGGUCAUUUCACAUUUUUUGACAAAGAUGGCUCUUCAAAGAAGAAACAGGCAGAACAGCAGGCAGCUAAGAUUGCCCUACAACAUUUGUCAGGACUGUUUGACUGCAGGUUUGAGACCGGAACUGUCAAAAACUACAAAGGGAUUCUGAAGGAACAACUAGAUGCACUCCAUCUCAAAAGCCCUGUGUACACAUGUAGACAAAAAGUUAAACUUACUGCAGCAACCUGCACAACAGUCAUUAGCAAGAAAUUAUGUCUUCAACCAAACAGUCAGGAGCAUCAGGUAACCGAAACACCGGCUCCAGGUCCUCUAAACAAACCUAACAAAUCUCCCAACAUGGAUAAUUCAGCCAUUAACACACUUCUAGCAUUGUUUCAUCUCAAGCCACCAUCUGUAACCGUAGAGGGCGUCAGCACUGAGGUGGUUUUCAGUGGUCGCGUGGACAUAAAGCUGGAGGAAUUCACUUUUCAAAACAACAGCCAUUACACUGCUAAGAAAGAUGCCAUUCGGGAAACCUUUUUAUUGCUUGGGAAUGCUUUGGGAAUUUCUAAAACACAAUUAGAUAAAAACAAUGCUUCCAUGCUGGUGAAAGAGCAUUUUUCAAAGAAGUCUCUUACCCUUCCUAAAGAAGUCUUUGAAGAGAACAAGUGUUCCCUUAAUGAAAUAUCAUACAAUUUAGUCUAUGAUGGAGAAGGUUCCACUGAGGCAGAAGCAAAGCAGGAUGCCCUGCAGAAAGCCCUGGACACACUAAGCUUGCUCUUUGGGUUCAACUCUUUGCCAAAAUGUAGCACAGUUGAGGAAACAGAAGUUCAGAUUAAUUCCUUACUAGAAACAAAAGGCCAAAAAUACCUCAUUUAUUCACCCCAAAGAAACCUAUAUAAAAGCUCAGUUGAGCUCCUGUUCAAAGAUUACACCAUUGUGAGCGAACAAGAAAAGAGGAAAAAGGAAAAUACUAAUAAUCUCAGUAGACGCAUUAUGGGCCUGCUAGCGGUGGAGCCAGACUCGAAUACUUCAUCUUUAAGAAACCGCCUAGAUGAAUGGUUUAAACAGAAGAAUUUGAAGCAGCCUGUGUUUGAGAACACUGAGGAGGCUCAUGGAUCGAAAGUCACAUUUUCUGUCAAAGUUUCCUGCUCAAAUCCAAACUGGGAAGAAAGCAGGAAAGUUGCAGAAGAUAAGUUGGUUGAUGUACUCAGGGAAAGGUUAAGCUAUCUGUCUAAUUAAGGCAGAUUAUUAUGAGAUUUAUGAGAUUUGGUAUAGAAAUUUGUUUGUUCUUGUGUGAGAAAAUCAUUUUCCAAAAUAACAGUUAACUUAAACAUUUCAAUUUUUUUAAAAUUAUUUUCAGUGACCAUCAACUGAAUGGUGAAAGAACGACACACUUAUUUUAAGGCAUCUCUUGUUAAACCUUUCCUUUUGAGACGAUAUUCUUGACCAAUCUGAUCUCUCCAAUUAUUGUCCAAUAUCCAAUUUAUCCUUUAUAAUUAAGAUUGAGAAAAUUCCCAACAGGAAAUCAGUUCUAUUCUAAGAUGGAUGAUGUAUUUCAGACAAGGAUGACAAAUGUUUCCUGAAACAUUUGUAAAGAUUAAUAACUACGUGUAGAACGUAUUUCUACUGUAGAUCGUAAUUCAUUAUUUGCUAAAAAUGCAUGCAUUUCGACCUCAAAAAAAGACAGAGGCCACUAAUUUCUAUACAAAUUAUUUUUAGUGUAAGUUUUGGCCAGAAUAUUUGGACAUAUUUUAUCAGAAAUGUUAGCUAUUCAAUACUGAAUGAUUUUAUAUUAAACUGUUGUAAAAAAAAAAGCUAAAUCACAUAAGUGGCUAUCAGCACUGAUCACAAGCCAGUAUUCAGUACAUGAUCGCCAUGAUGGUGAGGUUACCUUUAUACAACAUUUUUAUUAGUAGGAUUUUGAUUCAUUUUAAGUAUCUGACAUUAAGCCACAGCUAGAGAGUGUGGGGUUUGAAUGACUGACUGCUAACAGAUUCUAUGUAACUUAGACUGUUAUUGCAAAAACUGUUCGCAGUGCAGUUAUAUUAAGUAUAAACUCUAUCGGAACACCAUGGUCAGAACAGAGAUGCUCUAGAGCAGGGGUCACCAACGCGGUGCCCGCGGGCACCUGGUCACCCGCAAGGAGCACUUAAGGUGCUCGCGAGGCAUGUUCUAAAAAUAGCACUGGUCAAAAUAUAGUUCCGUUUAAAAAAAAUUUCAAUGGGACAAUGGUGAGCAGAAUGCAGUGCCAGGCUUCCCACUAGCAGACAUUUACAGACAAAGAAGAGAUAACAUGUUCAUUGAAAACACCAUAACAUUAAACUAAAAAUGGUGCACAGAAAUGUGAAAAAUUGUUAAAAAAAAAAGACUAGAUAACUUGUGACUUGAUUAAUGAUUACCUUGACAUUACUUCCUGACUUUCAAAUGUUGGAACAGAUAAACAUAAAUAAAAGUUGCAUGUUUAAAUAUUCCUACCGUCAUUGUUGUAUAAAUCAUUGUUAAUAAUUGUGGGGAAUAAUUAACAUUGACAUGUGAGCAGUCUCUUCACCCUAUUAUUAUUAUUAUUAUUAAAAAGUGAUCUGUGCAAUUUUGCUAUUGAGGAAGUUUGUAUCAAACAGGUAGCCCUUCGUACUACUCAGUUCCCUUGAAGUAGCCCUCAGUCUUAAAAAGGUUGGUGACCCCUGCUCUAGAGGAUUAAUUAGGUUAUUAACACUAAGGAAACUGAACAUAUAGUUCACAAACAUGGCUGAAACUGCAAAGUGCAAUUAGAUAUGUGGACAUGUGGACAUGCAGACAUGCGGUUGUGUUUUGCGGAGUAAAGUCUGGUGUAGCCAUGUUUGUAGUUCACAAUAUGUACUGAAAAAAGUCUGUCGAGUCUGUAGAUUGACUUGACCUUACAGCUGCUUCCCCAAUCAGAUUAGUGGACCAGAACUAUCUGUUGUAUAACAUUAUAAUAUAAUAUAAUAUUCUUUAGUUUGUGAAACUGGGGGCACGGUGGCUUAGUGGUUAGCACGUUCGCCUCACACCUCCAGGGUUGGGGGUUCGAUUUCCGCCUCCGCCUUGUGUGUGUGGAGUUUGCAUGUUCUCCCAGUGCCUCGGGGGUUUCCUCUGGGUUUUCCGGUUUCCUCCCCCGGUCCAAAGACAUGCAUGGUAGAUUGAUUGGCAUCUCUGGAAAAUUGUCCGUAGUGUGUGAUUGCAUGAGUAAAUGAGAGUGUGUGUGUGUGUGCCCUGCGAUGGGUUGGCACUCCGUCCAGGGUGUAUUCUGCCUUGAUGCCCGAUGACGCCUGAGAGACGCCUCCCCAAGACCCGAGGUAGUUCCGAUAAGCGGUAGAAGAUGAGUGAUUGAGUGAGUGAGAGUUUGUGAAACUCUAUUAUUUAUAAAUACAUACUUAGUUGUUAAAGAAAGGAGAGGAGAUAAUCUGAUUGGAUAUCUCAGCACUCGGUACAACUGCAUCAUUAAUAGAGUCAUUCAUUCAGUUUUACUGCUUUUCUAUGUACUUAUGUGCUUCACUGCACAAUGUUAUCGUCUGAUUCAGUGGUCAGAAACAUGACGGUAAUAUUUAGUUUGUUUAUCUCAUGUCUUAUUCAUGCAUAUGCAUCGCCCGUAGUCUUUUAUGAGUCAUGAGAAGAGAAGGAGGGGGGAGGCCAGGCCUACUAACUGAAAAUCUUUUGAUGCUUUGUUAAAGGAGUGGAGGUGUCAGAAACACUUUCCUGGUACAGUGGGAUCAUUUUUAUGCUCAUUUUGUUAUUUCUUUUGUUUGAAAAAUCCACGAAAUAGUUAAAUUCAAUUUAAUUUAUUUCUAUAGCGCUUUUAACAAUUCACAUAGUCUCAAAGCAGCUUUACAGAAGUAUGGAAAGAGAAAAGAAAAAUUAAGUUACUAUAAUAAAAAGUCACACUGCAUUUUUUUUUACUGUUUAUUUACUGUAACCAAGAACCUUAUCUAAGAAAGAUGCAUGGAUGCACUUUCGUUUUAAUUAUUAAAAUGUACACCGAUCAGCUGAAACGUUAACCACUGAGAAUAAACCACAUUGAUUAUCUCCUUGCAGCAAGUGAAAAGACAGUUCUGGAAUUUGAUGUGAAAAAAUAAAAGCAAGUGUAAGGAUCUGAGUGACUUUCACAUGGGCGAGAUUGUGAUGGCUGGGUGACUUGUGGGGUUUUCCUGGUAUGCCUACCAAAAAUAGCCCUAGAAAAGAUGAACUGGAGACAUGGUCAUGGAUGCACAAGGCUCAUUGAUGUGGGGAGUGAUGGCUAGCCCGUCUAGUCCGAUCCCACAAAAGAGCUACUGUAGUUCAAAUUGCUGAAAAAGUUAACACUGGAUAUGAUAGAAAAGAGUCAGAACACACAGAAAAUCAGAGCUUCCUGUGUUUUGGGCUGCAUAGCCACAGACCAGUCAGUUUGCCCAUGCUGACUCCUUUCCCUUGCUGAAAACACUUAUAGGCACGUGACUUUUAGAGGUCUUGUGGGUGUCUUGUGGAGUUCACGACUCCACCUGUCAGAUCUAGUGGCACAAAACAGGAAGACCUGCGCAGGUGGUUUUAAUGUUAUGGCUGAUUUGUGUGCAUUGCUGUAGGGAAUCGUUAUUAUUUAUGUGUAACAGGCUUGAUAUGACCAUAAUACUGAGUGUGUUGUAUUAUAUUCUAAUUGAAUUUACUGUAUUGGGUUUUAUUUUCUUUCAGGGUGUUCUUUUUAAAGUCAUUGCCUUUUUUUUUAUCAUUCCUGUACUGUAAUGAUAUUAUUAUCCUUUGACUUUAUAAUUAUUAGUGAAACUACAGUAGCUUUAGCAGUGUACAGUUUGGAUACAGCGAUACGUUCCAGCUGAAAGCAUGUAGCUGGAAUAAAAGUACAGUUCCGCACAUGUUUCUUACCACAACUUAAAAAAAAAAAAAAAAGCUAUAGAGACCAAAUGCACAGGAAGCAGCAUCUGUGUUUACAACAAAAAAUGUGAGAACCGUUUGAAAUGUAGAUUGUCUUCCAAAUGAUUUAUCAAAACUAGCAAGACACAAGAAAAGGAGGUAGUAAGUUUGAUAAGAUUCUCUAAAAUAAUCUUGGUAAGAUGAUUCUAUUGGACCACCAUGUACCGUUACAAAUGCACGGACAGUCCGGUCUUUACUGUACACUACUGAACACUCUUUUAAUCACCUUUUUUUUUUUUUUUCCAGCUCUUGGUACCAUUUUAUAAUUAUUAUAUUUUUAAACAAUUUUAUCUGAGAAUGUCUCAUUUCAUUUUAGUAUUUUAAUAUGUUCCAAUCUUACACUGAAAAGCACUUUGUAAACUUGUUUAAAAAAGUAAAAUUGAAGAUGAUGAUGAUGAUGAUGGUGAUGCUGUAUAUUAUUAUUAUUAUUAUUAUUAUUAUUAUUAUUAUUAUUAUUAUUAUUAUUAUUAUUAUUAUUAUUAUUCAGUCUUCAUUAUACUUAUGAAGUUUCCCAGUGAGUAGUGCACAUUCACUUUGGUCAACAUCAGUUAUUUCCUGUGGAAGAUCUGUGCACUUUGCCCGUUUAUUUUCAGAACCACACGACAUCAAAAAAGAGUGAGCAGUUUCGGUUUUGAUUAGCUUGACGUUGUGGCAUGUGGGUUAAAUGUGUUCAAGUGUGUGUCACUUGUUGAUGCAGAAAUGUUUCAACACUUCUGCUGUAUAUUAUUAUUAUUAUUAUUAUUAUUAUUAUUAUUAUUGUUGUUGUUGUUGUUGUUGUUGUUGCUGUUGGUGGUGGUGGUAUUUCAUGACAUAACAGGUAAAUAAAAAUUCAACAUUAAAACAUA